This is a messenger RNA of Dracunculus medinensis (Guinea worm), 4086 nucleotides long. The record is from the annotation of a GenBank genome assembly. Lineage: Eukaryota; Metazoa; Nematoda; Chromadorea; Rhabditida; Dracunculidae.
AUGAGAGCGUUAUUCUGGCUAAUUUUGUUAAUCAUACCAAUAUUGUCUUAUACUUGGUUUUCUUCACUGCAGCGAAAAAUUUAUUUGCACAGCAAAUCGCCACCAGAAGCAGAUCCGGAUUCAAUCAGAGCAAAAAGACAAGCCUACCAAGUUUAUGUUGGCGGUGAUCAGUCAGUAACAGUCGACAAAUCGGGUCAGGCAGAAACAGGACUUUGGGGACCAUGGAUUAGGGACAAAGAAUGUUCUAGAACAUGUGGUGGCGGUGUUCAAAUUGAGAAACGUCAGUGCAGCGGUGAGUGCACAGGCGCAUCAGUUCGUUAUGUCUCAUGCAGUAUUGAAGAAUGUUCUGAAACGUCAAAAGAUUUUCGUGCCGAACAAUGUUCCCAGUACGAUGACACACCACUUGAUGGCAAUUAUUAUAAAUGGUUGCCAUAUCCUGGAAAAAAUAAAUGCGAAUUGACUUGCAAACCUGAUAACGCCAACUUUUAUUAUAAAUGGGCUGAUAAGGUGAUUGAUGGAACGAAAUGUGAAAAUAGUGGUGAUGAUAUCUGCGUUGAAGGUGUAUGUUUACCUCUUGGAUGUGAUAAAAAACUAGGUUCAGCUAUAAAGGAUGAUAAAUGUGGUAUGUGUGGAGGUGAUGGUUCAACAUGUAAGACGGUUGAGGGAUUCUUUGAUGAACGCAAUUUGUCACCAGGCUAUCACAAUAUUAUUCGAUUACCUGUUGGAGCUACAUCGAUUCGAGUUGAAGAAAUGAGGCCAACCACCAAUUCACUCGGUAAUUCACGAAUUAUUGAAAAAAAUUAUUUGGAUUUAAAUGAAUUCAUGUUUAUUGAGCAAAAAGUUAUGAUUCAAUUAAGUAACAAAGCGCUUAAGAUAGGUGGCACUAUUUUUGAAUAUGAUAUAAGGAAAAAUAUCCAUCAACCGUUCGAAACACUCACUGCAAAAGGACCAACGAAUGAAGAAUUGAUUAUCGCACUACUAUUUCAAACAGGGAAUAAGGAUAGUGCAAUUAAAUACGAGUUCUCUGUACCUUUAGAACAAGAUCUGCCAUAUAUUUAUAAGCCUGGAGAGUGGUCCACAUGCUCAGUUACUUGUGGGAAAGGUGUUCAAUCGAGAGAAUCGUUUUGCGUCGAUAGCAAAAGUCAACAAUCUGUAGAAAAUGAACUUUGUGAAACGAGCAAUUCAUCCAAACCGGAAAUUGAAAAGCCAUGCGAAACUGUCAACUGUGAAGCUGAAUGGUACCAAGGAGAAUGGGAACCAUGUUCAGCUACAUGUGGAAAUACCGGAAAUAAAUAUCGUGUGGUAUAUUGCCAUACAUUAUUUUCUGAUGGUAAAAGGAUGAUAGUUGAUGAUUCAAACUGUACAACAGAACGACCUGAAGUUAUGCAGUCUUGCAAUAGAUUUUCGUGCCCGGAAUGGCAAGCUGGGCCAUGGAGUGCUUGUUCAGAGAAAUGCGGUGAUGCAUUCCAGUAUCGUUCAGUAACUUGCCGCAGUGCGAAAGAAGGAGAAGAAGGCAAACUGCAACCUGCUGAAGCUUGUGGUGAAAAUGAAUUUGAAAUCCAGAGAGCAUGUAAUCUUGGCCCAUGCGAGGGACUUAAAUUUUUCACCACUGAUUGGCAAUUGUGCGAAAAAUGUAAUGAUACCGAAGAUGUUCGAAAUGUAACCUGCAAGGAUAAAAUUGGUCGGGUCUAUCCGCUCGACAAAUGUUUGAAUGAUAAUGUGACCAAAAUCCCUAUUGAUGUUCGUCCUUGUGCAACAUCACCGCCUUGUAUUUAUGAGUGGCAUAGCUCGGAAUGGUCAAAAUGCAGUACAGAAUGUGGUCAUGGUCACAAAAGCCGACGAGUUGUGUGUGCAAUUCAUGAACUCGAAGCCAAACCAGAGACCAGGAUAAACUGUACCAAUGAAGAAAAGUGUAAUGGAACUUAUUAUAUGGGACCAUGGUCCGAAUGUUCUGCAGAAUGCGAUGGUGGAAAACAAACUCGUCUUAUAGUUUGCUUAAAUUAUGAUAAGCGACCAGUUCCUGAAUUAUGCGAUGAAGCAACCAUGCCCGCUGUAGAGCAAGAAUGCAAUACUAAUUCAUGCCCAACAUGUAAUAUGAGUGAUUUUGGCUGCUGCCCUGAUAAUAUCACAUUUGCCACUGGUCCAAAUUUAGAAGGAUGUUCUAACUGCUCAUCAUCGGAAUUCGGUUGUUGUGCAGACAACAUGACAAUAGCUGAAGGUUCUAAUAAAUUUGGUUGCCCGGAGUAUGAGGAAACAAGCGGUGAAGAAGUGGAAAAAACUGCCGAAGAAAAAGAAUCUGAUGGAUUGUGCGAAGUGAUGAGCUUUGAGACCGGGGAUUCAGCGAAAAUAGAAUGUGAAUUAGCGAAAGUGGCAAAUCGAACAUUAGAGGAUAUACAACUGAUGGAUAAUGUGACUAUAGAAAAUGUGACUUUGCACUGCUCUAAGAGUGAAUUCGGAUGCUGUCCUGACUGGACGACACGUGCAGAAGGCAAAAAUAAUUCAGGCUGUCCGAUAUUUGUGCUCGGUGUUUGUAAUGAAACUACAAAUGGUUGUUGUCCUGAUGAAGUAACAAUGGCCCGCGGACCGAAUUUCGAGGGCUGUGGUGAGCCUUCUUGCGCUGGUUCAUUAUAUGGUUGUUGUAAAGAUCGUAAGACAAUUGCAUUCGGUCCACAUUAUGCAGGUUGCGAACGUUCGUCAUUCCCAUGUGAAAUUUCCGUAUUUGGUUGCUGCCCUGAUGGUGAAACUGCAGCUUUGGGAAACAAUGGUGCUGGAUGUGGAGCAAAUUGUCUGCUUUCGAAAUUUGGCUGUUGUCCUGAUGGAAUAACUGUCUCGAAGGGUCUUCAUAAUGAAGGAUGUGGAUGCAAAUAUGCACAAUUUGGUUGCUGCCCAGAUGGAAAAAGCUCAGCUAAAGGAUCGAACUAUUUCGGAUGCCCUCAAUCGUGUGCCCAAAGCGAGUACGGUUGCUGUCCAGAUGGAAAAACUGCUGCUCGUGGUUCAAAUAAAGAAGGAUGUCCUUGUCAAUAUACUCGUUAUGGUUGUUGUCCUGAUGGUGAGACCCCAGCACUGGGGCCCAGAUAUGAUGGCUGUGACGACUGCCGAUAUACCAAACAUGGUUGUUGCCCAGAUGGAGAGGCUCGUGCUGUCGGACCGAAUUACGCUGGAUGUCCGUCCACGACAAUCACUCCAUUUUUGUUUGGUGGCACAGUUGCUCCUGAAAAAAUAGUAGCAUGCUCUUUGCCACAGAACCAAGGUAAUGUUUGCCACCCAGGGUACAAGUUGGUAUGGUUUUACGAUUCAACCGAAGGCCGAUGUUCUCAGUUCUGGUACGGUGGUUGUGGUGGUAAUGAUAAUCGAUUUGCAACUAAAGAACAGUGCGAGACGAUCUGUAUAGAGCCACCGGUUAGGGGUCGUUGUUAUUUGCCUAAAGUGGAAGGACCUUUGCGAUGCAAUCAGUUAUCUGCGCGCUACUGGUAUGAUUAUACUACAAAGCAGUGUGGUGCAUUCUGGUGGCGUGGUUGUUUAGGCAAUAGCAAUAAUUUUGAGAGCUGGGAGGAAUGUCAAAACUUCUGUGCUGGAGUCGGUCCACUUGAAGUUUUAUCUUCUUCAUCAAUUCACCAUGUAGUUCAGCCUCAGCCUGUAGCACACACAUAUUCUCCAAUACAGCCACAAAGAAUUCCAAUCGAUUUUUCGCGUGAUUUCGAUAAAUCUUCUAAAGCUCAGCAACAACAAGUUCCCCAGCCUGAAAGCGUUGGAUAUUCUCAAAUUUCACAAGUCCAACAACCACUAACGAUGGAUGAGAUUUGUCGUCAAACAGUAGAUAGUGGGCCUUGCGACAGCUAUGAAGACAUGUUUUACUUCGAUGCUUUUUCUGGAAAAUGUCAUCCAUUCAUUUAUGGAGGAUGUGGUGGAAAUAUGAAUAAGUACAAAACUAAAGAAGAAUGUGAAGCACGUUGUGGUCAUCUCGAAACAAGCAGAAAUGCUGUCAGUGCAGCACAACUUCCUGGCCGACAUCGACCGGAUGAAAUUCCAUCCAUCAUUGUUGAAGAACGACCAGCUGUAUUACCUGAUAAUUCUAGAUGUAAAUAA